CGAAAUAAGAAUAUCUACUUAACAAACGAGCAACAAACAUUUUUGGAAAAUGAAAGGAGCAACAAACGUCGUAGUGUUAUACCAUUUGUUUCAGAGGAAACAGAUUCUGAAUCUGAGCAAUUAUUGAAAGGUAACUUCAUGUAAUUUUAUUUCAGUGAUUUUGACAUAAUUUUCUAUCUAAUUUUUUGUAGAAUUAAGCAAGUCAAUUUCAAAUGUAACUAUUUCAAAUGAAUCUCACACUGAUAGUUUCAAUUCAUUGCAACGAAUACCUUCUAAUUUUGAAGAUCAACUGCCUACGACCUCCAAAGAACGGAAAUUAAACCUCAUGACACCUCUUGUAUCUGCUGCGCUAGAUCGAACUAAUACAACACCACGGAAUGCAGCAAUUAUUUUGGGCGCUGUUUCGCAAAGUUUAGGUAUUCCAUUAGAGAAAGUAAAUAUAUGCCCUAGUACUAUUUACAGACAUCGCAAACACGACAGAAAAAAUAUUGGAGAAAAUAUUAAAACUAAUUUCAAGCCUACUAGUAUCUUAACUGUGCAUUGGGAUGGAAAACUCUUAUCAGAAAUGUCAGGUUCAGCAAAAGUUGAAAGACUUCCAGUGCUUGUAACGGGUGUUGAUUGUGAACAAAUAUCAGGAGUGCCAAAAUUAAGUGACUCAUGUGCUUUCGGUCAAAGUGAAGUAAUUUUCAAAUUGCUAGAAGAUUGGAACCUUAAAGAUGGAGUUGGGGCUUUAUGCUUUGACACUACGAGUGUCAAUACUGGUACAUUAUUUUUCAACUUGACAUUUUCCUGUUUAUCAAUUCUGUCUAAUAAGUUCGUAUUUUUGUAGGUGAAAUAAAAGGUGUAUGCAAAUUGUUAGAAAAAAAAAUAGGAAAGAGUUUAUUAAAUCUUGCUUGUCGGCACCAUAUUUACGAGUUAAUUUUACGAUGCGCUUUUGAGGUUUACUGGCCAGUUACUUCAAGUCCAAAUGUGAUAGCAUUCAAUAGAUUUCAACAGUCAUGGCCAAAUAUUAAUAAAAAUAACUAUAAAACUGGAUUAGAGGACGAAAUGGUAGCCUCGAUGAUCCACGACAAAAAAGAUGACAUCCUGCUUUUCAUCUCUCAACAAUUGCAAGAACAUCAACCACGUGAUGACUAUCGUGAAUUAUUGGAAUUAUCAUCAGUGUUUUUGGGCAAUCGACCUGCUGAAAAUACGAACUUUAGAUCUCCUGGCCCAACACAUCAUGCGCGAUGGCUUUCUAAAGCAAUAUAUUCCUUAAAAAUUUAUCUUUUUCAAGAACAAUUUUCACUCAGCCGGACAGAGGCGUCGGGACUCCCCCACAUUUGUAUUUUCAUCGUAUUAGUAUACAUAAAAGCAUGGUAUUGUGCGCCUUCAGCAAUCCAAGCUCCUCGACAGGAUUUAGAAUUUAUGAAAGAUUUACUGAAUUAUAAAAAAAUAAAUAAAAAUAUUUCAGAAGUAGCGUCAAAAAAAUUCAGCAAUCACUUGUGGUAUUUAUCUGAACAACUUAUUUGUUUGUCAUUAUUUGAUAAUAAUGUUAGCGCAGAAAUCAAUUUAAAAUUAAUUAAAUCGAUUCAGAUAAGAAAAAAAUUGUAUGACUUUACAUCAGAAGAGUCGUUGAUUAUUUUUAAAAGGUUGGAACUCCCAACUGGUUUUUUAAAUUCACAUCCUGAUCAGUGGAUAUCUGACAAAAGUUACAAUACAUGCCUAAAAAUUUUAAAAAAUUUACACGUUGUUAAUGAUACUGCGGAACGGGCGGUCCAACUGAUUGAAGCCUACAAUAAAAGCUUAACUGUUGAUGAAGAGCAGAAACAGUACUUAUUGCAAGUUGUAGCUAUGCACAGGAAAAAAUUUCCAAAUGCUAACAAGCAGACGUUAAUGUUACCAUUUUUAGAUAAAUGA
Molecule: messenger RNA, 1899 nt
Organism: Cotesia glomerata
Lineage: Eukaryota; Metazoa; Arthropoda; Insecta; Hymenoptera; Braconidae
Exons: 3
Coding region: 1048-1899 (283 amino acids)
Source: RefSeq, a predicted model, not a curated record